Molecule: messenger RNA, 769 nt
Organism: Halichondria panicea
Lineage: Eukaryota; Metazoa; Porifera; Demospongiae; Suberitida; Halichondriidae
Exons: 3
Coding region: 14-646 (210 amino acids)
Source: RefSeq, a predicted model, not a curated record
UCCUGCUUGCCCUAUGGUUGACUUGAGUUGGACCGGAGUGUUUCCUUGUGAGCUGGGAUGGAGGGGGAGUGCACUAGCCGUUCUCAUUCUGUCAGCUGUGUUUAUCACCUGCUACUCACUCAUCACUGCCUGCUUGGUGAGAUGGAACCCUCGGAAACAAUGGAACUCAACCACAUCAGUUUUUGAUACUCAAGAAAAGCCGAUCAAGUUCCAAGUGAGAGCUCAGAGCACUAAUCGGCCCCCCACUCUCAGUCUGUAUAUACUGUUACUGAUAUUCCGCUUACUGUUACAGUCAGGAGAUGUUGAAGCAAACCCUGGACCAACGCUUGGCUCAAUUCUGACUCUCGGUGAUGUGAAUUUUGUUUACAAGAACUUGAUAAAAGCUGCUGGAGACUGGUUAGACCUGGGACUUGAUCUGGGAUUAGAUCCUGGCACCCUCAAAGAUAUAAAAGAUGAGUGUCACAGGAACAAGGACUGCUUACGUGAAAUGAUAUCUGCUCGCUUGAAGACUGGCCCUCUCACCUAUUCUGACAUAUGUCAAAGUCUCAGAGCACCAACAGUUGCACGGAAUGAUGUCGCUGAGGCUAUAGAGGAGGCAUGUACAGGUAUGAAUAGUCAUGAGGCUAACCUUGACCUUUUCUAUUGAUAAAUAUCAGUAUACCGUAGCCUAAAGCUAGGAACGUAACUUAGAUAUGUAGAACAAUUGUGAGGCUACUAGCAAUAUAGACCACACUAUAAGCAUUUCCAUGAAUAGUCAACAGUACUUAAC